AUGAAUGCAACCAACUCACCCGCACAAAAUAUCUCCUCCUCCUCCUCUUAUUCGAAUUCCACCGACGUUCUGAAAUACGAACGAAAGUUCCCAGCAUGGGGAAUCGGACCACUCUGUGGCUUUGUUGGAAUCUACAUUUCGUGUCUUUUCUGGUGUGUGGGUUGGGAGGCCUACCGUACAAGACCUAGUUCUUAUGGAACAAAUCAGGGAGAUGAAGAGAAUGGGGGAGGUGCGGAGGGAAUUGAAGGAUGA
This is a messenger RNA of Botrytis porri, 252 nucleotides long. RefSeq lists its product as uncharacterized. The record is from RefSeq and is a predicted model, not a curated record. The transcript is spliced from 2 exons. Lineage: Eukaryota; Fungi; Ascomycota; Leotiomycetes; Helotiales; Sclerotiniaceae. The coding region runs from base 1 to 252 and encodes 83 amino acids.